AUGGCAGGUUCUGGCAAGACAACAUUUAUGCAGCGCAUCAAUGCCCAUCUUCAUGCGAAGAAGACACCUCCCUAUGUCAUCAAUCUUGACCCCGCCGUGACGCAUUCCCCCUUCCAGAGCAACAUCGACAUCCGUGAUUCAGUCAAUUACAAGAAGGUGAUGGAGGAAUAUGGGCUUGGGCCUAACGGAGGCAUCAUGACAUCUCUGAACCUCUUCGCGACCAAGGUUGACCAGGUCAUCGGCCUCCUGGAGAAGCGGGCACAACCAGAUCCUCAGAACCCUUCCCGCAAGCCGAUCAGCACCAUCCUCGUCGAUACCCCGGGCCAGAUCGAAGUAUUCGUCUGGUCGGCUUCAGGCACUAUUUUCCUCGAUUCCCUCGCAUCUUCUUUCCCUACCGUUAUUGCUUAUAUCAUCGACACUCCUCGCUCCAGCUCAACAUCUACCUUUAUGGGCAACAUGCUCUAUGCCUGCAGUAUACUUUACAAAACGAAACUCCCAAUGAUUCUCGUGUGCAACAAGACCGAUGCCAAGGAUGCAUCCUUCAUCAAGGAAUGGAUGACCGACUAUGAGGCGUUCCAAGCUGCGCUGAAUGAAGACGAGAAUCGGAACGCUUUUGGAGGGCAGGAAGGCGGCGGCUCUGGCACUGGAUAUAUGGGUAGUCUGAUCAACAGCAUGAGUCUAGUGCUGGAGGAGUUCUACAGCCACCUCAGUGUCGUUGGUGUCAGCGCUCUCCAUGGUACUGGCAUUGACGAGUUCUUUGAUGCGGUCAAGGAGAAGGCGGAAGAGUUCAAGAGGGACUACCAACCUGAGCUCGAGCGCGUUCGCGCAGAGAAGGAGGAAAAUCGGCGCAAGCAGAGGGAGAAGGAACUAGAAAAGAUGAUGAGAGAUAUGUCGAUGGGCGGCGGAGAGUCGUCAAGCGCUGUCGCUGAUGUCAAGCAGGAUGAUGAUGAUGAGAUUCGACCACUUUCGGAUGAGUCGAGUGACGAGGAUUUCGACGAGGACACUCGGGAGGGGCUUCAAGCCAGAUACGAGGCGGCACUGAUGGAAGGGAAGUCUGUGGAUGAAGAUGCAAGCUUUGUCAAGUAUCUACACUCGCAGCGCGGAUAG
Molecule: messenger RNA, 1107 nt
Organism: Thermochaetoides thermophila DSM 1495
Lineage: Eukaryota; Fungi; Ascomycota; Sordariomycetes; Sordariales; Chaetomiaceae
Product: putative ATP binding protein
Exons: 2
Coding region: 1-1107 (368 amino acids)
Molecular function (GO): GTPase activity
Source: RefSeq, a predicted model, not a curated record